Paralichthys olivaceus (Japanese flounder) is the source of this 501-nucleotide messenger RNA. NCBI's taxonomy places the organism in Eukaryota, Metazoa, Chordata, Actinopteri, Pleuronectiformes, Paralichthyidae. The record is from RefSeq and is a predicted model, not a curated record.
UCUCGGAGGGAGGAGGAGGAGAAGGAGGAGGAGUAGGAGGCAGAAGCGGAGCAGUGGAGCGGCGGAGGUGUGGCGGUGGAGCUCGGUGUUGGUGGAGGGAGGAUCGAGUCCGUAUGAGACACAGAGACGAGGCAGGCGGCGCAUUCCUCCACCUUCCCCCGAUUCCGGUGCUCGUCUCCUGCGCAGCGCACAGAGCGGAGGUCCGGGACCAUGGAGGAUGUGUACCACUUCACCCGCAGCCCUGCCUGGGAGGAGCUGGAGCCGGAGAAAGGGCCGGCGUCCGCGGCGGGGAUCCAUGCCCAUGUGGUGGGCGCUGUCGCCGGGGCCGCGGACGAGUCCUCUGACAGCGAGGCGGAGCAGGAAGGGCCCCAGAAACUGAUCCGGAAAGUGUCCACCUCCGGACAGAUCCGGAGCAAGUCGUUCAGGGGACUCCUGCUCCGCUCUUAUCCACCAACCACAGCUGCUGGACUCAUUUGGACUGUCUGUGCCUUUGUCCAUUGU